UUUUUGGGUUGGGGGUUGAAGGACUGAGAAGAAGCAAAAGCAGCAAUGGCAGCUGGACUUGCAAUCGGAUUUAGUGCUGUAAGGCCACCAUUAAAGCAAGCACUAGGAGUGAAAAUCCUCAACUACCAAAAGAGCAAAUGGGUCUUUAGCCCUUUAGCUUUUUCGUCUUCUUCUUCUUCUUCUUCUUCAACAUCAAGAAAGCUAAUACUCUAUUCAAAGCCUGGUUGCUGUUUGUGUGAUGGCCUCAAAGAAAAACUCAAUGCUGCUUUCUCGCUUUCCAGUCCCCAUUCUCUACACGACGUUCAAUUACAGGUUAGAGAUAUAACUAGCAAUCCUGAUUGGGAGAAGGCUUAUCAAUAUGAAAUACCUGUGUUGGCUAGAGUGCGUCCUGAUGGCACUGAGGAGGUACUUCCUAGAUUAUCUCCUCGUCUAGGUGUUGAGGCCAUCCACAAGAAGAUUGCAGCUGCAUUGACUGAAUGAGCUUUCUCGCAAAAACAAUUUUGAAGCCAGUCUUUGCAUGUAAGACGGAUAGAUAAUAUGGAGAACUGUCUUCUUCUUCCUCUCCCUUUUACUGUGUAUCUUGCAACCGUACUAUGGUGGGACAUAUAAAGUUUAACUGUGUAAUACACCAUAGGAUACCGAGUAUCAACUAGAUAUUUUUUACAUUUUACCGCUAAUGAAGCUUGUCGUUUUAGCUCCAUUGGCACAAGGUGAUAGACAAAGACUCUUGUUCAAAUCCAAUUCGAAGCUUGUGGUUUUAGCUCCAUUGGAUUUUUUUAUUUUUUUUUAAUUUGAAAUUUUGUCUGGUAUGUGGGAACACAAUGCCUCCAACAAUUUACUAAUUUGAAACAUCUUCUCAAUCAAAUAUAUAUUGGAGAUGUAUUAUUGCCUUC
This is a messenger RNA of Solanum lycopersicum (tomato), 893 nucleotides long. RefSeq lists its product as uncharacterized. The record is from RefSeq and is a predicted model, not a curated record. Lineage: Eukaryota; Viridiplantae; Streptophyta; Magnoliopsida; Solanales; Solanaceae.